This is a messenger RNA of Entamoeba invadens IP1, 1665 nucleotides long. RefSeq names its product alpha-actinin, putative. Gene Ontology annotation, cellular component: cell projection; cell junction; plasma membrane. The record is from RefSeq and is a predicted model, not a curated record. The transcript has a single exon. Gene Ontology annotation, biological process: actin cytoskeleton organization. Lineage: Eukaryota; Evosea; Mastigamoebida; Endamoebidae. Gene Ontology annotation, molecular function: actin filament binding. The coding region runs from base 1 to 1665 and encodes 554 amino acids.
AUGGUUGAGGAAAGUAUAAAGAACAAGGCAUGGGUGCGUAUCCAAGAGAAGCUCUACAUGUCCUGGAUGAAUGAAGUACUAGAGAAGCGGAACAUGGAAGUGACGAAUUUAUUAUUAGAUGUUGCCGAUGGUAUUAAAUUAAUUAACUUUAUCGAGGCCUUAUCGAAUUUAAAGAUCGAGGGGUACAUCAAGAAGCCCAACAAUCGGAUCCAGCGAGUUGCCAAUGGGAACAAGUUCUGUGAGUUUAUUAAGUUCCAAUUGAACUUCCCGAACCCUGGUUGUUUCCCUGAGAACAUAGUUGAUCUUGGCACUGAGAAAGCUGAUAAUCGGAACUUAUUAGGACUUCUCUAUCUUCUCUUUAGAAGGUAUCGCCUUGAUGUUAUAAAGAACGAGGAAGGCACUGAGAAAGGUAAAGAGAAGAACAAUGCCCUUUUAGAAUGGGUGAAGAAGAUAGCUUCUAAUUAUGGACUUGAAGUCACUGGGUUUAAGUCGUCAUUCAAUGACGGGAAAGUCUUUUUAGCACUUGCCCAUUACAUUUCCAACAAGAGUUUUGACUAUGAAGAAUUUAAAGAGAAGCCGACGGAAGAAGUUUUAGAUAAGGCAUUCACUGUAGCACAAGAGAAUGGAAUCCCAAGAGUCUUAGAAAUCACUGAUGUCACUGAGAACAUCUUAGAAGCACGUGGAUACGAGAUGUACGUAUCUCUCUUCCACAAUGAAUAUACUAAGAGACAACAGAUAGAAGCUUUAAAGGGAACCUUUGCGAAGAGCCAGGAGCAACUUGCGAUGGAAGCGAAGAGUCAGGAGGACUUAGUUAACUUGAACGUGGAACUCUCGAACACGCGAGACGAGUUAAAAAGUACAGUUGAAGGACUUGAGAAGACUGCGGAAGAGAAGAAGAGCGAAUUAAUAGAACUUCAAGUGAAAGGGACGAGCUUGGAUGAGUUAAUUAAAGAGAAGAAGGAAGUCUAUAAUAAAGUCGAGAUGAGUAAAAAUGAGAAGGAAGUUGGAGCGAAGUCAGCGGAGGAGGUCUACGAGACGAAUAUGAAGAAGAUUGAUGAGAAUAAAGACAUCAAAAAAGACGACGACGAUGAAAUUGACUCGCUGAGUAAACAAAUAGAAGAGACGAAGAAGAGAAUUGAAGAGGUCAAAACUCUUUUGGAGAAUAUGAGGAGCAAAGAAGCUGAAUCGAUGGCGUCUAAAUACGUCGAAGCGCAGAAGAAGUGCGACGAGAUGAAUAAGAGGAAGUGCGAAGUCGAAGAGGAGAUCGAAGAAUUAGAAGAGACUUUGAGUAAACGAAAUGAGAAGGUCUCAAUGAUGGAAAAUGAGUUGGAUAUCGACAAGGACAAUUUACUGAGAGGAAAUACUUUACAGGAACUGUACUUGAACGUUGCACCUGUCGAAGAGAACUUGAGAGAACAUAUCGUCAACCUCCACAAGUGGGCUCCUUAUAUGAAAAACACAGAAGGAUUCGGAAAUGAAGACGAAAAGGUCAAAGAAUUGGAUAAACAAAAGGAAGGUAACUAUAAGGAGGUCUUAAAGGCGCUCGCUACUGAUCUAGAAGGAGAAAACGACGAACUCGGAAAGGUACUUGUCGAAGUCAAGAAAAAUCAAUUGAAGAAACAAACUAAGAAGCCUACUAUGAAGAAACCGACAGUCAAGAAAUAA